AUGCUGGCUACACUCCUUGGGUUGUUCGUUGUGGCGCUUGCCAAGCCCAACUACGAGGAUCUGAAGGCCUCUGUGAGAAAUUUGAACAAUGAGCUGGACAAAGCUCAACUUUCUCGAGCAUUCGAGCUGAGAUUUUCGAGCACUGAAAUGGACGACAGAACCGUAGCUGCAGGCACAACAAUUGACCUCAAAUGUGAAGUCUAUUCAGUUCCACCUCCAGUUUUCACAUGGACAUUCAACGGCAAACGCAUCGCUGGCACACAGGAGGCGAAUCUUCUGGAGAAGCUCUCCAAUGUCGGAAAACCCACACUUCAGAAUGGUGUGGUAACGAGUCGCAUCAGAAUACCGUGUGCUGAAAAGAAACAUCGUGGAAAGUACCGCUGCAUCGCCAACAACGGUCAUCAAACCAUCGAAGCAACCGCUAAAAUCGCAGUUGUUGGAAAUGAACAAUGCGAACCAGUGGCGUUAGCUCCACCACAGAUUAUCCAGUUCACGGAUUCCCGUUUCGAAUUACAAGACAAUGCUGUACAGCUGAUGUGCAGGGUGGCGCAGCCUGGUGCAGCAGUAGCCUGGUAUUUCAUGAAAGAUGACGAGUUCCGCGUCCCACUUCUUGACAACCCUGAUUUCGAGGUGCUACCAAAUGGAGAUCUCAUGGUGAAACGAUGUGAUUUCGAUACUCGCGUCGGUACCUACAUGUGUAUAGCAAGCAAUGAAGCUGGUGAAGAUCGAGCCGAAGCAUGGUUGUACUGCAAUUCACGAGAGCCAACAGAUGAGACUUUGUGA
Molecule: messenger RNA, 783 nt
Organism: Ostertagia ostertagi
Lineage: Eukaryota; Metazoa; Nematoda; Chromadorea; Rhabditida; Trichostrongylidae
Source: the annotation of a GenBank genome assembly